Vitis vinifera (wine grape) is the source of this 906-nucleotide messenger RNA. Its product is annotated as wall-associated receptor kinase-like 8. The record is from RefSeq and is a predicted model, not a curated record. The coding region runs from base 1 to 906 and encodes 301 amino acids. NCBI's taxonomy places the organism in Eukaryota, Viridiplantae, Streptophyta, Magnoliopsida, Vitales, Vitaceae. Gene Ontology annotation, molecular function: polysaccharide binding. The transcript has 3 exons.
AUGUCAUCUUCCUCAACUCCAUGGCCUCUCAUCCUCAUUUUCUUCUCUCUCCCUCUAGUCCAUUCCCGCUCCGACAUUGUCCGAGCGAUGCCACCCAAUGGAACAUGUAGUGAUGUAUGUGGCAAUAUCACUGUCAAGUUCCCAUUUGGCACUGGAUUUGGUUGCGGCCACCCCGACUUUGCUAGAUACGUAAAAUGUAGCUCUGGGACACUUCAAUUCUCUACUCUCACUGGCAUUUACACGGUUGCUUCAAUUGACUACUCCAGCAGCACUAUCAUUGUCAAUGACCCUCUUAUGUCAACUUGCACUUCUAUGCAGAACUCUGGAAGCUUUAGCUUGGACAGGGCCAGCCCAUUCACUAUAAUGGCGGAUGAUGUAUUUGUCUUGCUUGGUUGCUCCACAACCUCUCCAGUGUUUGAUCUAAAUGAAGAUUUAUGUGAUACAGGUUCAGGUUCUCAUGCAUGCAGAGGGCUCUAUUCUUGCAAAGGGGUGACUGGGAUUGGCUUGGACCCCAAUGCACCGACUUCUACUUGUUGUGUUUACAACUCCCUGGAUGGGGUUGGGUCUGGUUAUGGGCUGGAUCUUCCAAAGCUACAAUGCUCAUCCUAUGCAUCGAUAUAUGGGCUUGGCGAUGAUGAGGGGGACCCAAUGAAAUGGAAAUUUGGGAUUUCUUUGCAAUAUAAUAGCUCAGAUUCUGAUGCUUGCAAGGAUUGUGAAGCAAGUGGGGGCUUGUGUGGCUUCACUGGUUUGGAUGAGUCAUUUGCUUGUAUUUGUCAGAAUGGGGUGAACACCACCACCAACUGCUUUGGACGAGGGUAUGCUUGGAGUGGAACAUGGGGACCCAAAAUUCAAACCAAGAUGAGUAUUGCAGGACUUCUGCUCUGGUGGAUGGUGUUCUCUGUUUGA